Saccoglossus kowalevskii is the source of this 1558-nucleotide messenger RNA. RefSeq lists its product as uncharacterized. NCBI's taxonomy places the organism in Eukaryota, Metazoa, Hemichordata, Enteropneusta, Harrimaniidae. The record is from RefSeq and is a predicted model, not a curated record.
CGCAAACUCAGUUCUAUGCUCGACCACUGAAGUAUGUUUCGUUGGUCACGCUGUAGUUUAGGAUUUCUCGUUCUGUUGCCGGUAAUAAGGUAAUAAAUUUCAGACUGCCUUAAUCAGUACAUUGGUAAUUUGAAUUGGUGGUUACCAUGGUGAUAUUAAGUGGUUAAGGUCAGAGGUCUUGAUUCGAUUGGAAUUCGAGGACACCCAAGAAUGCACUGGUAUGGAUGGUGACAUGUAGUUGCGAAGACACCGACGUCUGGAAUAUGAAUUUACGCUAGUUUCUAGUGGACAAUGUAGCUGUAUUCAAGAACACGAUAGUUAAAAAUUUACGAUGGCAAAACAGGGGAAAAUCAGCAAAGAUAAUUCCGUCAUGGAUUUAGCGGUGGAAAAAUUACGACUUAAUAUCGGUACCGUGAGAGAAGGAAGCGGUAUUAAGAAUAAACGAUCAUUUGAAUUCAAAAUGUGCAAGAAAGUUGCAGAAUUGACACAGGUGGUUCAUAUGUUAUUCACCAGGAACCAUGAAAAGGAAGUUGAAAUAGAGGCAAUAAAGGAUGCAUAUGAAUACGAGAUAUCUCUCGUUAUCAAAGACGCCAAAGAACGGAUUAAUAAACUUGAUAGAGAGUUAGCUGAAAUCAAACAGCAAAUGAGACAAGAAACUUCUCGUUUACGAGAUGAAAUCCGGGAACGUGUUAAGAGUUUAGAAAGUAAAUAUGAAAGUAAGCUGCAUGAAAAAGAUGCUACAAUCUCUGAGUUAGAAAAUGAAAACGAAGAUUUAAAACAAAAACUAUUGAAAGCAAAGGAAUCUAUAAGUAGACUAGAGAAUGGUAUGUCUGAUGAAAGCCAGAAUUUACUUAAACAAAUCAAGGAAAAGGACAAGGAAAUUAAUCGGUUGGAAGCGAUUAUUUCUAAUAGAGAAAAGAAACACUGUGAUAAGGAAGACACAAUACAUGGUCUAAAGAAAAAACUUAGCAACUUGGAGGCAAAGUUUAUGAAUGAAAUUAGUGAAUUGAACCGAUCAUUAGUUGAAAGUAAUGAAAUUAGAGAAAAUCUUAGUCAGAAAAAUAAACAAUUAGAAGAUGAUGUGAAAAUGUUGAAGAAGGAGCUGCGUAAAAGAAUCAAAAGUAGUGGUAAUGACAGAAGCUCAGUCGUCAGAACUCAAAGUGCUUGGGAUCCUUCUGAUGAAAUUGAACGCCUAAGAAGAGAAAUAAAAUGGUAUCGCAUGGAGUUAACUAACAGGGAAGGCAACUUUAACAGGGUAUUUGCUGAGAAUGCCCCAGUACGAAUUGACCCAAGAACUGUAGGUAGCUUCGGGCAUUUUACUCGUGAAAAGACAGUGAUGAGUGGUGACCCAGUAAGCAGUGAUUCGAUCAGUAUGUCAAUUGGAGUGACAGGUCGGGAACAUAUAACAACAUCGUCACCAGGCAGAUUGCCGGUACUCGGCGUGGACCAUCGAAGACCAACCAACGUCAACGUCCUCUCAUACAGCAGUACUAGUGGUAGUAAUCCCAGAAUGUUGUCAAGGGAAAAUAAAAGUCGCAAAGUUGUACCAAAUCCGUGA